AUGAAGUCAACAACUGUCCCAACGCUAUCUCUUUUAGAGAAGUUGUGUCUUGGGGUAAAGAUUCUUCUAGUACCCGGGACCAUCGUGGGCAUUCUCAUCCGAGGUCUACCCCUAGCCAUCAAAUACAAAGUCCCAUUAACUCUCUGGUUUAGCUGCAUGGUCGGACGAAUUCUUCUCGGUAACUUCAACCCACGCCAGAUCCAAUUCCUAUCACCACCAACGAUAGAUGCCUACACAGCCUGGGUCAAAAAGCAGCAAGGCCGGGGUCAUCACUCUCGACUAAGUAUCGACAUCGAGCCGCUUACCGGUACUGACGCUUCCAUAUUAUGGAUCGGUAAUCGCAAGAAGGCGUCUAAAUUCGUGCUUUUUCUGCAUGGCGGCGGAUACGUCGCGCCUCCUCUGCCGGGGCACUUCACUUGGUGCUGGGAGGCAUACGUUAAUGAUGGACCUGGGGCGGAGAAAGAUGUUGCUGUUGCGUUUCUGCAGUAUACUCUGGCUCCAGGUAGAAAAUAUCCUGAUCAGCUCCGUCAGGCUUCCGCCGCUCUUAAUCAUGUGCUUCAAAGCGGCGUGAACCCAAGUGAUCUGAUAGUCGGUGGUGACUCGGCUGGAGGGAAUCUGACAGCUCAACUCGCUUAUCACCUCAUACAUCCCAAUCCACCAGUUCCAGAAGUCAAGCUACAGAGCCCACUAGCAGGAAUGUUCUUGGUUUCUCCAUGGCUAAGCGACCGAACAGAUACAGCUUCCUUCAAAAGCUACGGCAAUGUCGACAUGCUUUCUGCAGGCUUACUCCAACACACUUCCAUACACUCAUUCAGUAGUGAGAACCUCAAGCCAAGAGUCAACGAAGCUCACCCCGCCCUCGCCAUGGAUGGAGAUUUAUCUUGGCUCAGUGAUCUCCCAACGAUAACGAAAGCACUCUACGUUACUGUUGGAGGACGCGAGGUCUUUUGUGAUGCAGUCGUCGAAUUUGGGAAAGCUGCUCAGGAGAAAUGUCGAUCGAUUCCUGUACUAUUAGAAGUUGGUGAGCGUGAGUGUCAUGAUUUUAUACUGAUUGAGAACCAAGCAGAGGCGGUGGGAGAUGCUACGGAGAGGAUGAAGAAAUGGGCAUCGGAGAUAUUAGUAGACUAG
Messenger RNA from Fusarium tjaetaba, 1128 nucleotides. Its product is annotated as alpha beta hydrolase fold. Lineage: Eukaryota; Fungi; Ascomycota; Sordariomycetes; Hypocreales; Nectriaceae. The record is from RefSeq and is a predicted model, not a curated record. Gene Ontology annotation, molecular function: hydrolase activity. The transcript is spliced from 2 exons. The coding region runs from base 1 to 1128 and encodes 375 amino acids.